Magallana angulata is the source of this 2002-nucleotide messenger RNA. RefSeq lists its product as uncharacterized. NCBI's taxonomy places the organism in Eukaryota, Metazoa, Mollusca, Bivalvia, Ostreida, Ostreidae. The record is from RefSeq and is a predicted model, not a curated record. The transcript has 5 exons. Gene Ontology annotation, molecular function: DNA-binding transcription factor activity, RNA polymerase II-specific; RNA polymerase II cis-regulatory region sequence-specific DNA binding. The coding region runs from base 714 to 1709 and encodes 331 amino acids. Gene Ontology annotation, biological process: DNA-templated transcription; regulation of transcription by RNA polymerase II.
UAACGCCACCUUGUUCUUCCUCGCCGUAAACCCGCGGACAGCUCGCUACAGUGUCACGUGCACAGACAUCCCCGCACAAUGUCAGUUUAAAACCAGGGACUAUGCCCACGAUCUGUUGUGAAAGUGAACGGAGAAAGUUCAAUGUGACUUGGGGAGAAACUGUAGCAUUGGGUCGUUGUUGACCAUGUUUCGCUGCACUGUGGUGUGAAUCAAAACAGGAAAGGCUGGAAUAUUAAAAUGUAGAUGGAACAGCCUUCCGCUCAGUAAUUUAUUACAUAACGCCACCUUGCUCUUCAUCACUGUAAACCCGCGGACAGCCCGCUACAGGGUCACACACUGCACAGAUCCCCGCACAAUGUCAGUUUCUGUCGUCUCCUCCAGACCAAACCAAAAGAGACCAGCCAGAGGAAAUUAAUAUGACGGGGACGUAGUGAUAGGAUAAGGUUGUGGCAUUGACUUGAGUGUUUGAUAACUCUUUCUUCCGUCACCUGAACGUGCAUGCACUGACAAUUGAUAAAGUUUGUAUUCGCCCUCGUCAUCGGGAACAAGGGUACAGAGAUGUGUAGGACACCUGCUGCCGUAACCAUGAUAGCGUUUUACCGUCACCCUCGCUGUCGGAGUGCGCAUGUAAACUGAGGCAAAAGAAUCACCACACCAUAGGGACCCUCAGGACUGAAGUAGGUUUACAUGUACAGAUCAAGUGAGAUAACCAAAUGUUGCUAUCCUUUCUUAACCGUACUGGUUGUGAUAAAAAAUGCCCCAUCGAUAGAAUGAGCAAUUCAGAGUUAAGUGAUAAAAUGACCAGAGACUCGCCAUCAGACGUCUUUCCGGACGAUUUUUUACAUCAAUUGGAUCAAGGAACGAACGGGUCUCUGAGUUUUAGUUCGCCAAUUGCAUACACUGGGAGUUUCCGAACAGAGUCCGGGGAGGGGAUAUCCGGCGAAACUGACCGCUUGGCCAAUUCUUUUGAGGUCGAGCGUUUAUUGAUAGGAAUAUCUGAGAGCAACGAACCAACUUUUAAUGCAAACCAAACAGACAGUGCCCUUCCGGAGGAUCUAGCUUCUGUGUCUUUAAUGCAAACGGACACACCUUUUUCUAGAGGACCAGUCGUGUGUGGUGCUAGCCUUAGCGCUCCAUUUUCUUCUUUACCUAAUAACACUUUUGAUUUUACUACAACAAAUGCACUGGACAGUGUAUUUUCGGUUCCCACUACCACCGAUUCGUUAGUGCUGGACUUGCUAACCCACGGACAGUAUAGAUCUCAGGCGGUCACCGCCCCCUUAUCGCGCCAAGAUUCCCUCAUAGAAAGUCUCCCAAGCAACACCAGUCAGCUCUCUGAACAAUUUUCAUCUUUGGAGCAAGUGUCGGAUUCGUCUUCAAAUAGUUUUUCGGACCAUCUAAACUUUACGCAAACCUCACACUCCAAGAAGGCGCUAGAGCUACCACCCCCAGGGCGCCCUGGCCGGAAGCCGGGACCCAAUUGUAACCGCUCAUAUAAACGGCGGGUCGUUCCGAAAGACACUGAGGAAUAUCUGAUUAAGCGUGCUAAAAACAAUAUUGCUAUCAGAAAAUGUCGCGAAAAAGCCAAGAAAAAACAAGAGGAAAUGGAUGACAAAAUGAGGCAGUUGGAGAACGAGAAUAGCGCUCUUCGGCAACAAGUGGACGAUCUCAAAGCAGAAGUGAGCAGGUUGAAAGGAGGUUCAAAAUAAGAGAGAAAACAUUGUGUGAAAGGUUGAAUUUUUAUGUCUCAUGUGUGUAGAAAUGUGGAAAGUUGUUACACUUAAGUUGUGUAGGAAAAGUUCUUGAAUUGGAAUUCAAACAGAGCUCUUGAUUGGACGUGAAUGCUGUGUACUGCCAUAUUAUAUGAGAAGAGAGAGGUUGUAACAGAAAUCAAUUUUGUUCUGUAAUACCUGAUCAACUUAAUGUAGUUUGCGAUGCUUAAAUGUAAAAAUAUUGUACAUUUUCACGUUUGAACACUUUCAAAUUAUAUAGAAGUAUUUUU